UUUUUUCCCCCCCGGACACUCGCCGCGGGUCGGGAAGGGAAGGAGGUGCCCGCAGUGUGUCGUGGCCAGCGUCAGGGCUUCCUGAGCGUUCGUAUCCCUCGCCCACCUCCUCCCCUCUUGUGAUUCCCACGAUGCCGAUGUACCAGGUGAAGCCCUACCACGAAGGCGGAGCAUCUCUCCCCGUCGAUCUCCCAACCUGUAUGUACCGGCUCCCCAAUCUGCACAGCAAGUCUGACAGUUCGGUGCCCAGCGCGGGCCACGUGCAGGCUGAGCCUCCCGCAUCACUUCAAGCACUAGAGGCCCGCCAGGAUGACAUCUUAAGGCGCCUGUCUGAGCUGAAAGCUACUGUGGAUGGUCUCUCCAAAAUGAUUCACACACCCGAUGCCGACCUGGACAUGAGCAGCAUCAUCCAAGCCGAGGAUCCCAUCCAAAGGUCCGCCAGUUCACUCGAAUUAAGCUCGGUUCUCGGAAAGGAUUAUGGAGCACUGAAAGACAUCGUGAUCAACGCCAACCCUGAGUCACCACCGCUGUCCCUGUUGGUGCUACACCAGCUGCUAUGCAAGCGCUUCCGGGUCUUGUCCACGGUGCACACGCAUUCGGCCGUGCGCAGCGUCCCCGCAAAGUUGCUGCACUGCUUUGGGGAGCAGCCCCAGCAGCAGCGCCAUGAGUACCAACUGGCCUUCACACUAAUCUGGAAGAAUGUGCCAAAGACGCAGAUGAAGUUCAGUGUCCAAACAAUGUGUCCCAUCGAAGGAGAGGGCAACAUCGCACGUUUCCUGUUCUCUCUGUUGGGCCCGCAGCAGAACGCCAUGACACUGACCCUUAUUGACAGCUGGGUUGACGUGGCCAUCUUCCAGCUGAAGGAGGGUGGCAGCAAGGAAAAGUCUGCGGUGCUCCGUUCCAUGAACUCCACGCUCAGCAAGAGCCCAUGGCUGGUGGGCAAUGAGCUGACGGUGGCUGAUGUGGUGCUGUGGUCAGUGCUCCAGCAGACGGGCAGCUGCAGCACUGCCCUGCCUGCCAAUGUGCAGAAGUGGGUGCGGGCCUGUGAGAAUCUGGCCCCCUUCAGCACUGCUCUCCGUCUGCUGAGCUGAAUUGCCAUGGCAGGCCCAGGGCUCAGGCCUAAGAAGGCUCUUCGUACCUGUCUGUUGUAGACAGAGGACUUGGGCCACCGUCAACCCCGUCUUGAUAUCUGCCAGUGGUCAAUAAAAGCAUCAUGUGAUGGUGA
This is a messenger RNA of Suncus etruscus (white-toothed pygmy shrew), 1225 nucleotides long. It is a transcript of the gene AIMP2, whose product is annotated as aminoacyl tRNA synthetase complex interacting multifunctional protein 2. The record is from RefSeq and is a predicted model, not a curated record. NCBI's taxonomy places the organism in Eukaryota, Metazoa, Chordata, Mammalia, Eulipotyphla, Soricidae. The coding region runs from base 132 to 1091 and encodes 319 amino acids. Gene Ontology annotation, cellular component: aminoacyl-tRNA synthetase multienzyme complex. The transcript is spliced from 4 exons.